This is a messenger RNA of Megalobrama amblycephala (Wuchang bream), 2343 nucleotides long. It is a transcript of the gene fam199x, whose product is annotated as family with sequence similarity 199, X-linked. The record is from RefSeq and is a predicted model, not a curated record. The transcript has 4 exons. The coding region runs from base 37 to 828 and encodes 263 amino acids. Lineage: Eukaryota; Metazoa; Chordata; Actinopteri; Cypriniformes; Xenocyprididae.
UGAUGCUAGUAUCUGUUCUUCUGAUAUAGCUUGCAGAUGUCUGAGCAUGUCUAUGAGAAGUUCCUUGCUCCAGAAGAGCCAUUUCCCCUGCUUUCACAACGAGGAAACUUCAGUGAAGAUGCCACACUGGAUAUUAGCGACUUUGGGUGUCAGUUAUCAUCGUGUCACAGAACAGACCCUUUACGCCGCUUUCACAGCAGCAGAUGGAACCUGACGUCAUGCGGCACUAGUGUUGCCAGUUCAGAGUGCAGUGAGGAACUCUUCUCAUCUGUUUCUGUGGGCGAUCAGGAUGACUGCUACUCCCUCCUGGAUGAUCAGGAACUCACAUCCUUUGACCUGUUCCCAGAAGGCAGUGUCUGCAGCGACGUGUCCUCCUCCAUCAGCACUUACUGGGAUUGGUCCGACAGUGAAUUUGAGUGGCAGUUACCAGGGAGUGACAUAGCCAGUGGCAGUGAUGUGUUGUCAGACAUCAUACCCAGCGUGCCCAGUUCACCCUGCCUUGUAUCCAAAAGAAAAAACAAACCACACCGAAAUCUCGAUGAGCUGCCCUGGAGUGCCAUGACUAACGAUGAGCAGGUGGAAUAUAUUGAAUAUUUGAGUCGAAAAGUGAGCACAGAGAUGGGACUUCGGGAGCAACUUGAUAUCAUAAAAAUAAUCGACCCGAGCGCACAGAUACUGCCGACAGACAGUGAGUUCAUCAUUGAACUUAACUGCCUCACAGAUGAAAAACUUAAACAGGUAAUGAAUUUCACUAAUAAAUUACAUGACUUUCUAAAAAAACGAGUUAGGGGAAGUGACCUGGUUAAUGCCUCUCAAUGCCCAUUUUAAACGAAAUGACAUUAGUUUAUUCACAGUGUUGUUUUUUUCUAAUUAUUACUUCUAAGACAUAAAAUAAAGGGUUAACAAAAAGUCAGUAUCAGCAUGUAUUAUGGAAACAACAAAAUUCCAAAAAUGCACAUCCCCAUAACACAAUAAAUAAAGAAUAAUUGGAUCCAUGAGUAAAAUGAUGUAAUGUUAAUUGAGUACUGGUUGAAUAGUCUGUAGAUAAGCAAAACGGUUCUCUGGGCGGCCAUAGACUUUCACUCAAGUAGAAGAAGAGGAAGUAAAAAGAAAAUAAAAAGGGGCUGGACCCAUUACCACACAUUUCAUGACAAUUUAUUGGCCAGUGGCGUUUUGCACUGUAUCCGAGGAUAUAUCUGGUAUGCCCCAUAAGAGUGUGCUCGUGCCAUCUCACCUCAGAUUUUAUUUCCUUUAGGAUGUGGUUUAUCUGUUGCCCAUCGGAAAAGCGAUUUUUGUUUUUUUUACUGACUAUUUUAGAGCCCUUUACCACUCCUCUCAAGUGGACACGAUAAAUUUUUCUUUAAAUGUGCGGAUCUGUAUGACAGAUUCAUCACGGUAGGGUACACACGACAGGUGCUAUAUGCUAUGUUUUUGCCUCAGCAUGUUCAAGUGGCACUUAACAGUGACCUUCUGGUCCCUGUCCAGCCUGAUCCCCUGUCUCUGACAGAUUUUGGCCUGACUUGGGCUCUCAUGGCCUUUAGCCUUUGGAGUCUGAGAAAUAGCCCUAGGGUCGUGCGUGCAUUUUUUUUUGCAUUUCUGGACCCCAAAAAGAAUGGUGGUUUGCGUCUGAUUCUGGACUUGCGUUGCCUGAAUCUCUCACUCAGAAUGAGCAGGUUCAAGAAGCUGGCGUUGAAGUCCAUCUUGUCUCAAGUCUGGACCGGAGAUCGAUUCAUGAUAUCAAUCUGAAAUGUGUAUUUUCAUACUCCGAUUGUUGUUAUGGCUGGCUCAUAUACUGCAACAUAAAAGAGGCAAGCAAGAAAUUCUUCAAACAAUAAACCAAUUUAUUUACAAAAGAAACAAUUAUUGAACAAUCAAAAUAAAACCAACAUCUUGGGGAAAAAAUGUGUGUGUGGUGACUAAAUGUGCAUAUACUCUGGCACUAAAAAUAAAUAGGGAAAAGAAACCAAUCACAUCGCACCAUUCCACGCAUUGUAAACAGUAAUGGCGGUGCUCUGAAUACACCCGGCAUCCUAGUUUUCCUUAUCUGCUUUGUACUUUGUGAUCAUCAAAAACAGAAAAAUGAAUAAUAGAUAGCCAGAUACUCUUUAAUCGGUAAUGACAAACGGAGACAUAAUUAAUUUAUAACAUUAACAAGAUGACUCGUUGAAUUCAUUUUGGGAGCGACGACUGAAUGUAUUUUUAGUCUAAUGCCUGUACAUAAGAUUAGUAUUGACAAAGAUCAGAGGCUGUCAUAUAUGUGAAUCAACUUUGUUGUGUAUUUUCAAUAUGAAAAAUAACUUUUAUAUUGAUAGAUUAAUUGCAUUUUGAAAAAACAAAAAAGUA